AUGGCUAAAGACACGUCCACGACGAAGUCGACGAAGACAGCUACCAAAGACGCGACGAACAAGACGAAGAAGACCACGAAGAGCGACAAGAAGGCGCCUGAUGCAGCAGAGAAGCCCAAGCGCGAGCCCUCGGCGUACAACAAGUUCGUGAAGGAGAACAUGAAGCCAUGGCGCGAGGCGAAUCCCGAUAAGACGGCAAAGGACGCGAUGGCAGCGGUUGCUGGUAUGUGGCGCGACGCGCCGGAAAACCCCAACCGCGGUAAAUCGCCGAAGAAGCGACAAGCCAAGAAGGAGCAGACACUAGCUAAGGACAAGCCAAAGUCUACGAAAUCCGAUUCGAAGACCAAACCCAUGUCGUCGUCCGUCAAGAAACCCAAGAGUGCUGCACCACCACCCUCGGACGAGUCUGAAGCAGAUGAGGAGGAAGAAGAAGGCUCGGACACCAACCAGCUUGUUUCUAGCGAUGCUUGA
Molecule: messenger RNA, 471 nt
Organism: Mycena indigotica
Lineage: Eukaryota; Fungi; Basidiomycota; Agaricomycetes; Agaricales; Mycenaceae
Exons: 3
Coding region: 1-471 (156 amino acids)
Biological process (GO): multicellular organism development
Source: RefSeq, a predicted model, not a curated record